AUGGAAGCAACAAACAAAGAUAUUAAAAACUACACUGUUGAUUCUAAUAUCAAACUCACAGGUCUCGAGAAGAAAAUCUUUCAAACUCUUCUUGAGACAAUUAAGGAGCAUUAACUGAAAACUACACUAAGAGUAGCAGGAGGUUGGGUUAGAGAUAAGAUAAUGGGGAAAGAGAGUCAAGAUAUAGAUAUUGCUAUGGAUGACAUGUUUGGUGAGGAAUUUGCUAAGAUGCUUAAUGAAAAGCUCCACCCUGAUGGAUCUAAAAAAUUUGGAGUAAUUAAAUCUAAUUCUGAGAAAAGUAAGCAUCUUGAGACUGCAACAAUGAGAAUACAUGGCAUGAUGAUUGAUCUUGUUAACUUAAGGUCAGAGAAGUACACUGAUGAUUCAAGGGUUCCAACUAUAGAUAUAGGAACUCCAGAGGAGGAUGCUUUUAGAAGAGAUCUUACCAUAAACUCUCUGUUUUACAAUAUCAAUGAAGGUAUUGUUGAAGACUUUACAUAGAGAGGCAUCCAGGACUUGAAAGAUGGUAUUAUAAGAACUCCAUUAGAUCCUCUCCAAACAUUCCUUGAUGAUCCUUUGAGAGUUAUGAGAACUAUCAGAUUCGCCACCAGAUUUGAUUUUAAAAUACUUGAAGAGAUUUAUGAAGCAGCCAGAAAUAGCAAGGUUUUGGAGGCUUUUGUCCAAAAAGUAACUUAUGAAAGAUUAGGAAAGGAAAUGGAUUUGAUGUUGCUUGACAGAUACCCAGCCAAUUCAAUAGAGUAUAUGUAUAAAUUUGGAAUUAUUCAACAUCUCUAUAAGUUUCCUACUCAUUGUCUAGGUACAGUGAAUUACUGUGGACUAGAUUUUAUUAUCAGCAAAGAGGGUGAUGAAUCAAUUUUUGAAAACUUCAGAGAAUUCUAAAAGAAUACCUUUUACACAGCACUAUUAUUGCCUUUUGCUUCGUUUGAAUACAUGGCAAAAAAUAAAAAGGAUAAGGUGAUAAAUAAGGUAAUGGCUGACUCUCUUAAAAAGUCAAAUGAUGUUAUGAAAUUUGUAUAAACAACUAUUCCUUACGUGGAGAAAGCUAUCCUAUUUGCUAAUAAAACUCAAAACCUAGAAUCACUAAAUGAUGAAUAGAAAUUAUAACUAGGACAGUUCUUGAGAGAAGCUGGACCGAGAUGGGAUUCUAUUGUUCUGUUAGCCCUUGCAAAUGAUUAUUACGAUUAGUAUCUGGCUUAAUCUAGUGAACAGGACCCUAUUUCUGAUUUUAGAAAUAUACUAGAUGAAGAAAAGUUAGAAUCUUUAGUUAGCAAGUACACCCAUCUCAACUAAAUUAUCAUUCAAGAGAACUUGAAAAAUGUUCAUUUAGUAAAGUCACUAUUAGACGGCAAAGAUAUCUGCGGCAUUUAUGAGAUCAAACCAGGUAAAGCCAUUAAAUUCAUUAUAGAUGAGCAGAUAAAAAUGCAAAUUAUCAAUCCAAGCAUCGAUUUCGAGCAAAUGAAAGUGUUCCUAUUAGAGAAGAAAGAUGAAUUUUUAAAGUUAUACAGUUGA
This is a messenger RNA of Stylonychia lemnae, 1530 nucleotides long. Lineage: Eukaryota; Ciliophora; Spirotrichea; Sporadotrichida; Oxytrichidae. The record is from the annotation of a GenBank genome assembly.